AUGUCCGAAAGAAAGACUCGAAAUGCUUGGGAUGUUUACAUGAAGAUGGUAGCGUCAUCACAACUUCCGGUCAGACAGGUGUUUCUGUCGGUGAAACAUCCUGGGGGAGAAGAGGUUCUGCUGGAACAAGCUAUUGCAGGUGCAAGUGAAAGCUUUGAAGAUGUAGGCCACUCCCCUGAUGCCAGAGAAAUGCUAAAGCAGUACUAUAUUGGUGGUGUGCAUCCAAACGACCUUAAACCUGAAGGUAAUAGCAGGGACCCUUCCAAAGAUGCCACAUGCAAAUGUUGCUGGUCACACCAGAUUUUGCCCAUCAUAGGCACUAUUGUCUUAGAUUUCCUGUAUUGUUACUACACGUCAGAAAGCAAAUCCUCCUGA
Messenger RNA from Odobenus rosmarus divergens (Pacific walrus), 375 nucleotides. Its product is annotated as cytochrome b5 type B-like. The record is from RefSeq and is a predicted model, not a curated record. The transcript is spliced from 2 exons. Lineage: Eukaryota; Metazoa; Chordata; Mammalia; Carnivora; Odobenidae. The coding region runs from base 1 to 375 and encodes 124 amino acids.